Molecule: messenger RNA, 2623 nt
Organism: Equus quagga
Lineage: Eukaryota; Metazoa; Chordata; Mammalia; Perissodactyla; Equidae
Gene: GABRR3
Product: gamma-aminobutyric acid type A receptor subunit rho3
Exons: 9
Coding region: 1-1305 (434 amino acids)
Biological process (GO): chemical synaptic transmission; signal transduction; regulation of membrane potential
Cellular component (GO): synapse; neuron projection; GABA-A receptor complex
Molecular function (GO): GABA-A receptor activity; extracellular ligand-gated monoatomic ion channel activity; neurotransmitter receptor activity
Source: RefSeq, a predicted model, not a curated record
AUGAUCCUGGCUUCCCAGUUGGUCCUCUUCACCUGCAUCCAGAUCACAUUGAUGCCAAAUGCCUUUGCUGCUUCUGAAAUCAAGAAGCUGCCCCAGCGGUGCUCCUCUUCAAUGAAACCAACCCGCAAACAAGGAACCAGAAUGAGGAAAGACGACAGCACCAAAGUGUGGCCUCUGAAAUACAAGCAACUUUUCCAUAUCGAGGACCACGACUUCGCAAUGAGACCUGGAUUUGGAGGGUCUCCAGUCCCAGUGGGUAUAGAUGUCCAGGUUGAAAGCAUUGACAGCAUUUCAGAGGUUAACAUGGACUUCACCAUGACUUUUUAUCUCAGACACUACUGGAAAGAUGAGAGACUCUCCUUUCCUAGCACAACAAACAGAAGCAUGACCUUUGAUCACAGAUUGAUCAAGAAGAUUUGGGUGCCUGAUAUCUUUUUUGUCCAUUCUAAAAGACCUUUCAUCCAUGAUACAACUAUGGAGAACAUCAUGCCGCGUGUACACCCUGAUGGCAAUGUCCUCUUCAGUCUCAGGAUAACUGUUUCUGCGAUGUGCUUUAUGGAUUUUGGCAGGUUUCCUCUUGACACUCAAAACUGCUCCCUUGAACUGGAAAGCUAUGCCUACAAUGAGGAGGACCUAAUGCUCUACUGGAAACACGGAAACAAGUCCCUAAACACGGACGAGCACAUCUCCCUUUCUCAGUUCUUCGUGGAGGAGUUCAGUGCAUCCACUGGAUUUGCCUUCUAUAGCAGCACAGGUUGGUACAAUAGGCUUUUCAUCAACUUUGUGCUGAGGAGGCAUAUUUUCUUCUUCAUGCUGCAAACCUACUUCCCGGCUGUGUUGAUGGUAAUGCUUUCGUGGGUGUCAUUUUGGAUUGACCGAAGAGCUGUUCCUGCGAGAGUUUCCCUGGGAAUCACCACGGUGCUGACCAUGUCCACGACCGUCUCCGGAGUAAGUGCCUCCAUGCCCCAGGUGUCCUACGUGAAGGCCGUGGACGUGUACCUGUGGGUCAGCUCCCUCUUUGUGUUCCUGUCAGUCAUUGAAUACGCAGCUGUGAACUACCUGACCACAGUGGAGGAGCAGCACCGAUUUGAGAAGACAGGGAAGGUUUCCAGAAUGUACAAUAUUGAUGCAGUUCAAGCCAUGGCCUUCGAUGGAUGUUACCAGGACAGUGAGACUGACGUGGACCAGACUUCCUUUUCUCUACACUCAGAAGAGGACUCUGUGCAAGGAAGAUGCACAGGCAGCCCCAGCGCAGAUUCAUCUCACACAAAGAGAAGAAAAUCCCUCGGUGGGGGACGUUGGUAAAGCCAUUCUGGAGAACAACCAUGUCAUUGAUACCUAUGCCAGGAUUUUAUUUCCCAUUGUGUAUAUUAUAUUUAAUUUGUUUUACUGGGGUAUAUAUGUGUGAAGAGGAACUCCCCAUGUACACAACUUGUUUUGGAGUCAGAUUAUGUUAAAAACAACAACAACAAACAGCUCUUGACUAUAAAUUGGACGGUACUAGACUAAACUGCACGUCGGCCAGUCACCUCUCCUGACCUAAGAAGACUUGAAGUUGACUGAUUUCCAUUUGGAAAGAGAUUAAGGCCCUGGAAGAAUCUGCCUCCACAAAUAAGAGUCACGAGCGUACACACUAUGGAAAACAGUUCCCAUAGGGGAGGGCUUUGUAACUACUUCAUCUGGGCCCUCCUUGCUUUCGAAAGGUAAAUUUUCUGUAUUUAACUAAGGAGUAAAGCUGGACUAUGACAGUAAUUCAAGGGGAGUUCGUUCCUCCAUGCUAGCCAACUCCCAGAUUCCCUAACAGAGCUGAAUCCUCCUGGGGAAGAACAUCGGCGCUGAGGUGGCACCACGGACACACGCGCUGAGAUUCCCACGAGGAGCCUUCCUCUCCCAUCUCCAGUCGAGUCUUUUAUCUUAGUUCACUAUUAAGUUCCAUAUAUUAUUGAGUCCAAAGGGGACAAAAAAAUCUAAACUUCACUCAGUCUUCCCAUCCUAAUGUUAAAUUAAUACACCAAUCUUCAAUAAUAGCAUCUUGUAUUUUGUAGUUGAGGUAUAGCUUUCAUAGCUUCUUGGGAGUAUUUAAUUAAUUAGUUACUUUAUUUACCAAAUGUUUCUUGACCUCCUUCAUGUGCCAGGCACUUUAUUAGGCAUUAUGUACUAAGAAACAAAUACGGAAUGACAUUCCUGCCAUCAGUGAGUGCAUAGCCUAGCAGGAACGGUGAACUGGUAGUCAUAAUAAAUAAUAAAUGUAAUGGAUGUUAAAAUGGAGCUGUGUACACUGUGCCGAAAAGGGAAUCCCAAAAGAAGGAAAAGAACAUCCACGAAGGGACAUGGACGCUAAAUUUAUAUACAACUGAAGAUGCUUCCAGACAUGGUCUUCACUGAAAAAUUGAAUGAAAUUUACGUUUCUCAUAGUAAUCUUUAGUAACUUUGGUUGAACGAAGGAAAUCAGGUCACGUGAGUAUUAAAUAAAUGUUUGUUAAGUAGAAAAACCUCCAAUGAUCAGCAUUCCUUUGGUAGACUGGCAGUGUGCAUGCUUUUUUGUUGAGUGUUUUGUGAAAAACAUUUCAUUUAGAGAUAAGCCCUUGGUAGGAAGUAUGAAAUAUUUCCUGUCCUAUUUUGA